CGGUUCUUCCGGGAGCCCGUCCUGCGGUCUACCCUCCCCGAAGGAGCUGGGACUUUGGCCGUGGGUUCCGCCGCCUCCGGAGCCCUCGAAGCCCUGGGUCCAGCCGCGGUGAUAUGGGCGGGGGCGGCGGCAGGCCUCCCGCGCAGCCGCGAUGCUGAGCUCCCGGGCCGAGGCGGCGAUGACCGCGGCGGACAGGGCCAUCCAGCGCUUCCUGCGGACCGGGGCGGCGGUCAGAUACAAAGUCAUGAAGAACUGGGGUGUUAUAGGUGGAAUUGCUGCUGCCCUGGCAGCAGGAAUAUAUGUUAUUUGGGGCCCCAUUACGGAGAGAAAGAAGAGGAGAAAAGGGCUUGUGCCUGGCCUUGUCAACUUGGGGAACACCUGCUUCAUGAACUCUCUGCUGCAAGGCUUGUCAGCCUGCCCCACUUUCAUCAAGUGGCUGGAAGAAUUCACCACCCAGUACACCAGGGAUCAGAAGGAGCCCCCCCAGCACCAGUACUUAUCCUUGACCCUGUUGCACCUCCUGAAAGCUUUAUCCUGCCAGGAAGUCACUGACGAGGAGGUCUUGGAUGCAAGCUGCUUGUUGGACGUCUUAAGAAUGUACAGAUGGCAGAUCUCGUCGUUUGAAGAACAGGAUGCUCACGAGUUGUUCCACGUCAUCACCUCGUCCCUGGAGGAUGAGCGGGACCACCAGCCCCGGGUCACUCAUUUGUUUGACGUGCACUCCCUGGAGCAACAGCCAGAAAUUACUCCCAGACAGAUAACCUGCCGCACCAGAGGGUCACCUCAUCCCAUGUUCAAUCACUGGAAGUCUCAGCAUCCUUUUCAUGGAAGACUUACGAGUAACAUGGUCUGCAAACACUGUGAGCACCAGAGCCCUGUUCGAUUUGAUACCUUUGAUAGCCUUUCACUAAGUAUUCCAGCUGCCACAUGGGGUCAUCCACUGACCCUGGACCACUGCCUUCACCACUUCAUCUCGUCGGAAUCAGUGCGAGAUGUCGUAUGUGACAACUGUACGAAGAUUGAAGCAAAAGGGACGCUGAAUGGGGAGAAGGUGGAACAUCAGAGGACCACGUUUGUCAAACAGCUGAAACUAGGGAAGCUCCCCCAGUGCCUGUGCAUCCACCUCCAGCGGCUGAGCUGGUCUAGCCACGGCACGCCCCUGAAGCGGCACGAGCAUGUGCAGUUCAGUGAGUUCCUGAUGAUGGAUAUCUACAAAUAUCACCUCCUUGGACACAAGCCGGGGCCCCGGGGCCCGACCUGCAGGAAGGCAGGGCCCGCAUUGGAAGUGCAGGACGGGCCGGCAGCCCCUAAGUCAGUUCGGAGCCAGCCGGGGGGCCCCAAAACACAGAUGCUCAUGAAUGGCGCCUGUUCCCCACCGUUCCUGCCCACCCUGCCAGCCCCGGUGCCCUUCCCACUCCCAGCUGUUCCUGACCACAGCUCCUCCGCGUACCUCUUCCAGCUGAUGGCUGUUGUUGUUCACCAUGGAGACAUGCAUUCUGGACACUUUGUGACUUACCGACGGUCCCCUCCUUCAGCCAAGAACCCUCUCUCCACCAGCAACCAGUGGCUGUGGAUUUCUGAUGACACUGUCCGCAAGGCCAGCCUGCAGGAGGUCCUGUCCUCCAGUGCCUACCUGCUGUUUUACGAGCGCGUCCUUUCCAAGAUGCAGCACCAGAAUCGGGAGUACAAGUCUGAAGAAUGACUCUGCCCUGGCCCCAAAGCAAGAGCUGAUGGCACUGUCCAAACUCUGUGUGUGUGUAUGUGUGUGUGUGUGUGUGUGUGUGUGCGCGCGCGCGCACAAGCAGCCCCACUAGAGUCCUACAGCCUUCUGGUGUGUUCUAAGCGCAGCGGUGCCGGGGUAGGAAAGCAGGCAUUAUGUCUAGAGCGUCUUGUGACUCACCUGAUACAGGUAAUUAAAAGAAACCAGACUCCGAAAGCCACUUUUUCUAUAUUCUGAUACGUUAGGUGUUCUCAGAGGGGAGUUAACUUUGUGUGAUCCUCUGAGCUUUCAGCAUAGAUCUUUUAUUUUUAAUAAGCAGGCCCAUUAAAAAAUGGUUGAAUUAGUGAAGUUAUUAAAGGCAACAGUUUCAAAGAAAAAGUGCCUUUCACUUUCAAUUGCUUUUGUUAGCAGGUCCCUUCUGGAAAAUACACCUCAUCUGAGCGUCAUAUAAACAAUUUUUGAAAAGCUCUGUUCCUUCCGAAGUUACCGAGUGGAUAGCAAAAGAACAGUUGAAAGCUGCCUAAAGCAUACCGCCUUCUCCUUUUGUAUGUCUUUUUCUAACCUUUCGAUUCUUUAUAUGUAGUAAAAGCUCAUUUGCCAAAUCUGCCCCUUGGGGAAAUUAUUUCUCUACUUUGUCAGUUACAAGUGAACCACUUUCUUGUCGCUGUUAUCUUUUGUAUACUGGACUCCGAGAUGUGAUUCUCGUGUAUUAUAUAACUGUGUGAACAGCUGGAACUCAGCAGCCUCUAUGCCCCACCUAGGACUCCUCUGCUCUGUACAAAACCCCUUCUCACACAGAGAUCCUUAGUGGAUGUUAUUCUCACCUAUUUAUUUAUCGCCUGUGCAGAGCUCUGAAGGUUUAUAGGUGGAGCCAGAGGCUGGGUAGAAAAGACAAUCCAAGCCUCCAUUUGAGAGCUGGAUUCAGAAGGAACGACAUCGACCUUGGGGCUGCUGUCUCCCUGUACCUCCGUUUCCUCAUCUGUGAAGUUAGAUUCGAUGACCAUCAAAGUCCAGCCCUUCCCACAAAACAGAAGAAGUUAAAAAACCCAUUUUAAACAUACAGCUACAGCUCAUCUCUAGUACUGUCAUUCUGUUCUAGGUCCACAUUCUAAAUGUAUUCAUUUCCAGCAGCCGCAUACAAAAGAUUCUGUUGAGCAUUCACCUCCCUCUUCAGGUAAGUCUCAUGAAUGCAACCUGGGGCCGAAGGAAUUAAGAUAACACAGCAGUAUCAACGUUUUAGAUAGAUUUUUUUAUUUAAGCAAUUUUUAAAAAGAUACCAAAUUCAGACUGACUCUUCAGAGAUAACAUUUCGGAAUCAGACCCAUCCAAAAGGUCACCUAAGGUGAGGCUAAGAACUGUGCUUCCCCUGGUGGGGGGCGAGCUGGCUGACACCUCCAGACCGUGCCUUGGUGUCAGCUAGAAGCGCCAGCGGCCCAGGUGAUCACCACUCUGACAGGCGGGCGUGCACCCCAGGGACUCAAAACUCUCACUGCCCAGAAAACAGACUGUGAAGGUCCCCCAGGCCACAAACACUGGGGAGAAAGGAGCCGCGGGAAGCUUCUGAUCUGCUCGCUGCAGACAUCCCUUCCUGACUCUGUUACAGACCCCUGGCUUUGACGCUGAAAGGAGCGUCCUCAGCACACCUGAGUCUGGGAGAACAAAUGCUCAGUCGUGUGGCCUUUGACUUCGCAGAGCUGUAGCUUUGAGCACUGCUGUUCUGCCACUGCUUACUCUUUAAAAUCUGCCAUUAAAGAGAGAUGCUGACAUCAACAGGGCUCAUCCUUUGAACGCUUAGUUGUAAGCAGAUCUUUGGUCAGAGUCAGGGAGUGAGCCACGGUUGUAAAUGUGAAUGAUACCUGUGCAAAGUCUCUGAACCUGACUUAAAGCUGACUUGGUCAUUUUGUAAAUUAUCAGGCAUUAAGUAGCAGCCAAAUAAUCUUAUUUCCAGUUUUAACUUAUUUACAGAGUUACUUUUCUUUGCAAAAAUCUAAGUUAAACUAGUCCUUUAUGCCGACAAACUGCUGAUUUAUGUAUUUGCUAAGGUACCUUUUGUACCUGCUGUGUAUUAUAGCAAUAAAAUAAUCAUUUUGUUAGGAAAAAAAAA
Molecule: messenger RNA, 3824 nt
Organism: Sus scrofa (pig)
Lineage: Eukaryota; Metazoa; Chordata; Mammalia; Artiodactyla; Suidae
Gene: USP30
Product: ubiquitin specific peptidase 30
Biological process (GO): protein deubiquitination
Cellular component (GO): nucleus; cytosol
Molecular function (GO): cysteine-type deubiquitinase activity
Source: RefSeq, a predicted model, not a curated record